GGGCUGCCGGGGCGUGGCUUCGCCGCAGCGGCUGCGCCCGGGAGGCCGAGGCGGAGCCGGGGCCGUGCCUGUCCCUCCAUGGCGGUGCUGUGUGGGGCCGGGCUGGGCACCUCCCUCAGGCGCUGCGGGGCCGGGGGGAGCGGCCGCAGCCCCUGGAAGCCGCUCCUGGUGCUGCUCAGCCCGCCCGCUUUCUCCACGGGCUGUCCCCGGUGCGCCAAGGACAGGCGGCUGCGGCAGAAGAGAGCCAUUUCCGAGCGGCAGCUGACACGUUAUUUCGUGGAUCAGCGGAAGGUGCGCGUGGUUGGAGGACAAGGAGGAGACGGGGGCCAGUCCUUCCACAGUGAGCCCAGAAAAGUGUUUGGAGGUCCUGAUGGUGGGAAUGGAGGUGAUGGGGGCCAUGUCAUUUUUAAAGCUGACCAGCAGAUGAAAUCACUUGCUUCAGUGUUCCGCUUCUAUCAGGGCUUUCACGGAGAGAGAGGAGGAAGCAAAAACUGCUAUGGAGCUAAUGGUGCACACCUGUAUGUUAAAGUCCCUGUUGGUACUUUGGUGAAGGAGGAUGGUGAAGUUGUGGCUGACCUCACCCAGCAUGGAGAGGAGUACAUUGCAGCUCACGGAGGAGCUGGAGGGAGAGGGAAUCGCUUCUUUCUGUCCAACGAAAACCGCGCUCCGAAAUUAUUCACUCCAGGAGAGCCAGGUCAGGAGAGGGUCCUUCAUCUGGAGCUCAAGACAACAGCUCAUGCAGGGCUGGUGGGCUUUCCCAAUGCUGGCAAAUCCUCACUUUUGAGAGCCAUCUCCCGGGCAAAGCCAGCUGUGGCUGCCUACCCAUUCACAACCCUAAACCCCCACGUUGGCAUUGUCCACUAUCAAGACUAUGAACAAGUGGCAGUUGCUGACAUUCCUGGCCUAAUCAGAGGUGCUCACCAGAACCGUGGGCUGGGCAUGGCCUUCCUGAAGCACAUCGAGCGCUGCCGCUUCCUCCUGUUCGUGCUGGACCUCUCUGUGCCCCAGCCCUGGAGCCAGCUGCAGGACUUGAAAUAUGAACUGGAAGCAUAUGAAAAAGGCUUGUCUGAGAGGCCUUGUGUUGUGGUUGGGAAUAAGGUUGACCUUGCUCAGUCCAGGAUCAAUCUGGCGCUCCUCAGGGAGCAGGUAGCUGAGAGGGUCAUUGCAGUGUCUGCUCUGACAGGAGAGAACUUGGAGGAGCUGCUGUUGCAUCUGAGAGAACUCUAUGACACUUAUGUGAAGACAGAACACUCACAAGGACAAAGCCCAGUCAAGUGGUAGAAGCCACAAGUGCUGUGAACUGUGCUGGAAGGAGAACAAAGUUAAAAUAGCAAUUUUAUUUGAGUGCCUCUCUGUGACUGGGGCUUCCUGUGGGUUGUUUUUGUUGUUAAUAUGGAAGGGCACAGCAUGGGGAUUUGUUCUGGACUGCUGCUUUGGAAAGAUUGUUUUGUUUGUUUGUUCACCUUUGAGGUGUCUCUGGAGUUUUACAACAAAGCUUGAAAAUUGUAAUCAUGGUGGGUGUUGAACUGGAAGCCUGGCUCUUGUUUGGCAUACCAUGGAAUGAAGAGAUUGCUGUCUAGUAAAAAUUACUGAAAUUCAGGAUCUGCAGGAGAUGUUGGCUUAUUUUACAAAGUGUACUGAAGUCUCAAUUUUCACAAAUCAAAGUUCUAAAAUAAAAUCUGGUGGCCUCA
Messenger RNA from Zonotrichia leucophrys gambelii, 1691 nucleotides. It is a transcript of the gene MTG2, whose product is annotated as mitochondrial ribosome associated GTPase 2. The record is from RefSeq and is a predicted model, not a curated record. Gene Ontology annotation, molecular function: magnesium ion binding; GTP binding; GTPase activity. Gene Ontology annotation, cellular component: mitochondrion. Bases 79 to 1281 code for a protein of 400 amino acids. NCBI's taxonomy places the organism in Eukaryota, Metazoa, Chordata, Aves, Passeriformes, Passerellidae. The transcript has 6 exons.